AUAUUUUCAACUGCUGAUGACUGCCUGCUACUGAGCGUUUCCCUAUUGUAUAACAAGACGCAAAAUGGCGGCGUCCUUGGUCGCGAAGAAGCUGUUUUCUCUUCUGAAGACCCAGACCCCAGUCCAGGUGAUAUCGGUGCGGACAGCCAAGAGAGGUAUACGGAACAAGAGACGGAGGCCAGUCCAGUCAUGGUUUGACCCUGCAGAUAAAUCAUGGGCCGAGCCCAUCCUCAAACACCAACAGGCCAAAGCCUCACAGCCAGAGCCAGAGCCCUCCAUGCUACACAUGGUCUACCGAGUCAAGGACCACUACACACGACCCUACUGGGAGAAGGACGUAUUGAAGGAAUUGGAACUUUUUGACAAGGCUUACAACCCAGUAGUUUUGAAGAACACGCCUGAGAUGAAUGAGAAACUGAGCCAGAUUAAGCAUCUGAUACGUAUCAAGCCUGUGACCUUUCCCUAUGGACUCCCAAAAGAAGAAAGUGACUACAAGCAUUGCUACCUCACAGAGAAUGGGGAAUUUAUCGUGAAGCAUAAAAUCGAUGAUCAAUCGACAGAGGUAGAGCAAGCCUGGGCAGAAGUAAAACUGGUGGAAGAGCGAGGGGAGUCUGAAGACAUAUGGCGUAUGGACCACGCCACCAUCAGGAAGGAAUGUAACAGAGUCUUACAACUGUACAACCUGAACCAGGAAUAUUUCCCCGAGCAAUACAUCUACAGACACAAUCAAGAUGGGAAGGAAGACCGCUACAAGGGCAACCAAGACAUUGGCAAUAGGAGGCAUGACUGGUACUGAGAGCUGAGGGUGUGGUGGUGUUUUGGUUGAUGUAUAGUGGAGACUCAUACUGAGGUGGGGUCGUGUAUUUUUGGUGAUGAGUUGUAGAGAUUGGUACUAGAUCUAAGGAUGAAGUGGUUUAUUUUGGAUGAUGUAUUGUGAGACUGGUACUGAGGAUGAGGUGUUGUGUUUUGGCUGAUGUAUUGUUUUAGGAGGCAUGGACUGAGGGUGUGGUGUUUUGUUUCAGAGACAGAUGCUGUAUAAGUACCCGGUACUGGAGAGGAGACUGAGACUUUGGAUGAGAUCGUGUGUUUUGUCUGAUGUGUUGUAGAGGAGGCUGGCACUAAGAAUGGGGUGGUGUUUUGUAGAUUAUGUAUUGUGAGACUGGUACUGAAGGUGGGAUGGUGUGUUUUAGAUGUCGAAUCAUGAGUCUGGUGCUGAAAGUGUGAUGGUGUGUUUGGAUGACGAUUUGUGGAAGAGACUGGGGACUUGGGGUGAGGUGGUGUGUUUUGGGUGAUACGUUGUUUACUGAAAGCGCAGUGAUUUAUUGUUGAGAAGGCAUGAUGUGUCUGACAAGAAAGGAAGACACCAUGACUCUGGUAUAGAAUGAGAGUUUUGAUGUCACAAAGUUGAGUAUUAUGCAGAGAGUAAACAGUGCGACUUGUGAUGAAAAUUUUGUGACAAACUUUGGUCUCUGUGUGAACAACUGCAAUGUGCGUGAAAGUUCAAAGUGAUUGGCAUGUCUGUUUUUGUGCUAGUCUUGCAUAAAGUUGUUGAAGUUUAUUAUUAUAAAUUCCCACAACUGAACUGAAUGUACUAUUUGAGCUAGGAUUUUGUAACAGGAGCUUAAUAGUUGAGCUGUGGUCGAUGAUAAUGGUGAUGAACUUUGUUGUGGAACAGUUGAGAGGAAAAAGCUGCAUGAUUAUCGGAGGAAUGCCACACUGAUUGUGCUGGAGAAACGAUUCUGCCAGAUUGUCUCUUCUCAAGACUCUCAGCUAGAUUUUCCCACAUCAUGAUCAUCCCUGUUGACAUUUUCCAUUUUUGUGGACAUUUUAUGUCAAACUUUUAGCUGUACUGUUAGAAAGGCUAGGACUAAGAGAGGGAGACGGUUGAGGAUGGAUGAAGGAGUAAUUUUUAAAACUUAAUAUGAAUGAAGUCUGUGUCAGUAUGCUUUCUUAAUGUAAUGUUAUUGAAAUAAAAACAUACAAACAUU
Molecule: messenger RNA, 1988 nt
Organism: Aplysia californica (California sea hare)
Lineage: Eukaryota; Metazoa; Mollusca; Gastropoda; Aplysiida; Aplysiidae
Exons: 4
Coding region: 65-796 (243 amino acids)
Biological process (GO): translation
Cellular component (GO): mitochondrion; large ribosomal subunit
Molecular function (GO): structural constituent of ribosome
Source: RefSeq, a predicted model, not a curated record